This is a messenger RNA of Owenia fusiformis, 1786 nucleotides long. NCBI's taxonomy places the organism in Eukaryota, Metazoa, Annelida, Polychaeta, Sabellida, Oweniidae. The record is from the annotation of a GenBank genome assembly.
AAUUGCGAAUAGACCGCGCAACUUCCCUAGAAUCAUAAUAACAGAAACACGACAGUUGACAAGAAUUUUAUACGUUAAGCAGCUGUGUACAUGACAUAGUACAUAAUAAGGACAUAUCGGAGUACGACUGGGCCGAAAGUAGGGCACAUAGCCCCGGUUUAAAUAAAAUAUGGAGUGAUAUACUAAUAGGAAAGGGAAUUAUUCGCUACAAUAUUGGAGCCAUGAAACCAGACAACGAAUUUCUUGAAUUGAAAAACAAAGCAGUGACAACACCAGCUAUAAUAGGAAUAUGUGUCGGUGCCCUCGUAGUCCUGGUCUCUGUCACCAUCUGCGCCAUAAAAUGUAGACGUAGGGCCGCCGCAAGGAAUGUCAACAAUAGGCUCUCGGAGGCCAUUAAGAAGGGCCUCAAAGAAGGAGGUAGUCUUAAGAAAAGCCCGACGUUAGUGCCGUCUGAGUCGUUUCCCCAAACCAGCGCUAGUACACCAACCAAGACAACUCACCUGCCGAGACAGGGUGGUCCCAACUCUCGUCGAGCGAGUCCAGCUACAUCACCUUCAGAUCCACCAGGUAAACAUCCAGGUGUUCAGUCCUGUCAUUUAGAGAAUGAGCAGCACCAAACGACAAAGAAAGUUCAGUUAACGUCCCCGCAGGAGGAGGGCCCUCCAAAGGUCGAUGCCCCAACACCUGAAAAGGAUUUGAACAUUCGAGAAAAAUCUAUUGACGAUUUGAAAUUACCUCAGCUUGGGACCUUGCAGUUUAAUGUCGGGUAUAACAAGGAAAAGGGGGCGCUGCUGGUCACCAUCCACCGGGCUGAGGAUUUACCGGCGAAAGAUCCAAACACGGAGAGUUCAGAUCCUUACGUCAAGCUACAGCUACUACCGGACAAGAAACACAAAGUGAAAACCAGAGUAUUGAGAAAGACUUUGAACCCAGUGUAUGAUGAGAUCUUCACAUUUUACGGGAUUACUUAUGCCCAAAUGUCGACAAUCACUCUUCACUUUGUCGUCCUAAGUUCAGACCGGUACUCCAGGGAUGACAUUAUUGGCGAGGUUCUUUACCCUCUGGAUGGCGUCGAUCUCUCGGAGGAUGAUAUUUCGCUCUGCAAGGAGAUUUCCCCAAGGACCAGUCAGAUUCAGAGCCAGAGCCGUGGAGAGAUGCUAGUAUCGCUGUGUUACCAGCCCGCCGCUAAUAGGCUCACUGUGGUAGUUCUGAAGGCGAGAAACCUGCCCAAGAUGGACGUCGCUGGACUAUCAGAUCCGUAUGUCAAGAUUUAUCUGUUGUUCAACGGGCAAAGGAUCGCCAAGAAAAAGACACACGUAAAGAAGCGUACCCUUAACCCGGUGUUCAACGAAUCGUUCCUUUUCGACGUCCCCUGUAACGAAGGUUUGCAGAACAUAAGCCUGGAAUUUAGCCUGCUUGACUGGGAUAGGAUGACCAAGAAUGAGGUCAUAGGUCGAUUGGAGGUAGGAUCUAAAGGUCAAGGACAGGAGAGUCAUCAUUGGAACGAGGUGAUGAAUUGUCCCCGAAAACAGAUAGCAGAAUGGCAUAAAUUGAAAGAAUAGCGAACUCUUGAUUACACACAAAGUAACUUUUUAAAAAGAAGUGCUACUCUACGGCAGAUUCCCAGUGUAGCAGAAUUUCUUAUUGGCCAUGGCACAAUACAUCGAACGAUUUUCUGUCAAGACAAUUUACGACCCAACGGACUUUGUAAGAUUAGGCUAACCCAAUUCAAUGAGCCAAUUAUGAAUCAAUUUUAUUUCCAAAUGGCAUAGAUAUUCACUACAUG